AUCUCCACGACCUACCCGUGCUGAGGCAACCGAUGUGGCUAAUGCUGUCUUGGAUGGUACUGACUGCGUUAUGCUUAGUGGGGAGAGUGCAGCUGGGGCUUAUCCUGAGCUGGCGGUAAAAAUCAUGUCAAAAAUCUGUAUCGAGGCAGAGUCUUCACUUGACUAUGGGGCUAUCUUCAAGGAAAUGAUCAGGUGUACUCCUCUUCCAAUGAGUCCACUAGAGAGUCUAGCGUCAUCCGCUGUCCGCACAGCCAACAAGGCUCAUGCAAAACUCAUUGUUGUCUUGACACGUGGCGGGACUACGGCAAAGCUGGUUGCCAAGUAUAGGCCUGCUGUUCCUAUUCUAUCUGUCGUUGUGCCUGUCUUGACCACAGAUUCUUUUGAUUGGUCCAUCAGCGAUGAGACCCCGGCUAGGCAUAGUUUGGUAUACAGGGGCUUGAUACCGAUUCUUGCCGAAGGUUCUGCAAAGGCCACUGACUCCGAAUCAACUGAGGUGAUUCUGGAAGCUUCCCUGAAAUCAGCCGUAGCGAAAGGGCUGUGCAAACCUGGUGAUGCUGUUGUGGCACUUCAUCGUAUUGGUGCUGCAUCCGUUAUCAAGAUUUGCCUCGUCAAGUAAUCUUUGUGUCAAAACUUUCCAAUUUAGAAGAUGGAUUUGCAUUCUGCUUUCUGGUCAUGAUAGUGCUGUGAUAUGCUAAUUUCUAGUAUCAUUUAAUGACAACUUAUUGAUUUCUAUAUUUCAUGUUUAUUCUAUAUCUGCCUCAAACACUGGAUUAAAAUAAGUAUCUUUUUCUGCAGCAAUACUUUUGUUGUGUAAGGGGAAAAGGAUAUAAAGGCAGUUCCUUUAAACUCUCUUGAUGGAUUUCGAAUGUAGUACACUGGAGAGAAUUCUGUAGGCAACUGAUUUGUCAUGUUCCUAUACUUCUUUCGUUUUGAAUAUCAGUGAAAAUAGCUACAGCAUUUUCUA
Molecule: messenger RNA, 964 nt
Organism: Nicotiana tabacum (common tobacco)
Lineage: Eukaryota; Viridiplantae; Streptophyta; Magnoliopsida; Solanales; Solanaceae
Source: RefSeq, a predicted model, not a curated record